UGAUCGCGGCCCCCGCUCGCCCUCGGCUCCUGCCCCUCGCCGUGGAGAACCCGCCGGCGCGCAGGGCCCAUGAGUGCCCGUCCCUAGCGCGCCAGCCAGCCGUGCCCGGAGCCCGAGCGCAGCCUCGAGGUCCCACCUGAGGUGCCCCUGACCGUCCCUGUCCCCCACCCCACCCCGGAUCCCGGCAAUGCUAACCGCUGUCUGCGGCUCUCUGGGCAGCCAGCACACGGACGCGCCUCACGCCUCGCCGCCGCGCCUCGACCUGCAGCCUCUCCAGACGUACCAGGGCCACACGAGCCCGGAGGCCGGGGACUACCCCUCCCCGCUGCAGCCUGGAGAGCUGCAGAGCCUCCCGCUGGGCCCGGAGGUGGACUUCUCACAGGGCUAUGAGCUGCCGGGGGCCUCCUCUCGGGUAACCUGCGAGGACCUGGAAAGCGACAGUCCCCUAGCCCCGGGACCCUUUUCCAAGCUCCUGCAGCCGGACAUGUCACACCAUUACGAAUCAUGGUUCCGGCCGACUCACCCAGGCACCGAGGAUGGCUCGUGGUGGGACCUUCAUCCGGGCACCAGCUGGAUGGACCUCCCCCACACUCAGGGCGCGCUGACCUCACCUGGCCACCCCGGGGCGCUUCAGGCUGGCUUGGGGGGCUACGUCGGAGAUCACCAGCUUUGUGCCCCGCCGCCCCACCCGCAUCCGCACCACCUCCUCCCAGCCGCCGGAGGGCAGCACCUCCUGGGGCCUCCCGACGGGGCUAAGGCCUUGGAAGCGGCCGCCCCGGAGUCCCAGGGGCUGGAUUCCAGUCUGGACGGGGCGGCCCGCCCCAAAGGCUCCCGGCGGUCAGUGCCCCGCAGCUCAGGCCAGACCGUGUGCCGCUGCCCCAACUGCCUGGAGGCGGAGCGACUGGGGGCUCCGUGCGGGCCCGACGGGGGCAAGAAGAAGCAUUUGCACAACUGCCACAUCCCGGGCUGCGGGAAAGCCUACGCCAAGACGUCGCACCUGAAGGCGCACCUGCGCUGGCACAGCGGCGACCGUCCCUUCGUGUGCAACUGGCUCUUCUGCGGCAAGCGCUUCACGCGCUCCGACGAGCUGCAGCGCCACCUCCAGACCCACACGGGCACCAAGAAGUUCCCCUGUGCGGUCUGCAGCCGUGUCUUCAUGCGCAGCGACCACCUGGCCAAACACAUGAAAACCCACGAAGGCGCCAAAGAAGAGGCUGCUGGGGCGGCCGCGGGCGAGGGCAAGGCAGGCGGAGCGGUGGAGCCCCCCGGGGGCAAAGGCAAGCGGGAGGCCGAGGGCGGCGCGGCUCCCUCCAACUGAGCGCCUCGGGUACCGCCUCCCCGCUGGUCUCUCCUUGGGGCAUCAGAAGAGAGUCCUCUGGCCUGAUGCCCUUGGGGGCGGCUUGAGUUCGAGGAGAAGGUGGUUAUUUAUUGAGGGGGAGGAAAAGUGGUGCAGGGUCAGGGAGAGGGGGCACUAGGGGUUUUUUAGUCUCUGGGGCUGGACCGGACGCGUUUGACUGGCUGGGCGGGGAGGAGCUGCGCAUGCCCCUCUGUUCUCCCCUUCCUCACUGUUUCACUCACCCCUCGGGCUAGGAGGUUGGGGUAGGGGACCCCUACGGCGGCUGGAGGGCUGAGGGGACCGGCUGGAGGAGACAGCGCGUUCCCGGAGCAGAGAGGAGUGGGGCCGCCCCGGGCGCUGGGGGUAGCUGUCUGGACACGUCCUUAGCGCCUGGGAACCGGGACAUAAAAGCGCCUCCGGAACCGCCCUGCGGCCCGGGUCCCUUUCAUCCCCCUUGUAGCGCUUCUACCCCUAGGGUUUCCGGAGGGAGAGCUGAGAUGGGGUAGAGGAGGCUGGGGGUACCCCUUAGGGAGGGGUCUCUAUCUGGCUGGGAGGGUUGUUGCUGUAGAAAUAACUCCUUUGAUGCGUCUCCUUAUUAACCCUUCCAGACCCGGACUGAUGGAGCCAUGAAGGAAGAGGGAAAGAGGGCCAGAAUCCCACAGCCUCCCAGCCAGAACUGCUGGGUGGAGGAGAGAGCUAGAUGGGGGUGGGGGGGAGGUUGAGCAAGGAAGCCUCCUAAAAUGAGAGAAAGAGAUUUGUUGGGGAAUGGAAGGAACUAACCCCUUUCCUCUGUAACCUGGAUUCAGUCCUUAACUUUUGGUCUUUAUAAAAAAUAAAGUUCAGUCGUUCUCAUUCCCCAUCUGCUACCCGACAUGGGCUUUCCAGGCAGCCAGAAGCCCCUGCUCCAGAACUGAUGUAUGCCUCAUCCUAGGUCCCCCAGCAUUCCCUUCCCCUUAGGGGCGGAAGGAGGUGGGUUACCUAGGUAGGUUGGGAGUAGGGGUGCGGGGGGGGGGGGUCCCAGCAGGGGGAUCUCCAGCAGUUCUGCUCAGAGUGGAGGACUCUGCCCCUGCCCAGCAUCUCCUCCUCAUGGAGAAGCUAAGCCCCACUCUCUCUAGCUCAACGCUCCCCUUUCCGCGCUGCCUGCAAGCCUUGCCCCUCCUGUAGAGUGUGGUCAGGAGGCUCCUUCCUCCCCACCUCAUCUCACAGGGGGACUCCUCUUCCCUAUGAAGGAGUUGUCCUCCCACUGGAAGGGGUCUGCCUUCUGAGGUGAUGUCCAGGAAGCUGUCCCUGUUCCCUUCUUUAGAUGCUAGAAAUAUACCCUGAUCGCCCGUCGAAUGGGGAAGAGGGGAGGGGAGAAGCCCAGCAGGGGCUGAGCCAGGCAAAGGGCAAGAAGCAGAUAGGGGAGAGGUCUGGAGCUAGUGGGCUUUCCCAGGCUCGAGGUCUUAAGAUUCCCCCUACCCUUCCCCCUGCCCCUCUUUCUCCACCCAGAGCCCUAUGCCAGGAUUAGUUGUGUAUUGAUUUUUAAGUUAUAAGCAAAGGGUAUUUUAUUUAAUAUUAGGGCAUGUGUGUGUGCAUGUUGUGUGUACCUGUGUGUGUGUUUCUCUACUGAGCCUGAGGUCUCCAGCCAGGGAGACCCCAUCCUGUUCACCCCUUCCAAGUUCCUGGGGCCCAGGCCCACAGCAUCUCUUCCUCCCUUGGGGAUGCUGGAGCCUCAUCCAAGGAUAGGAGCUCUAUGGGAAGUGGGGCUGGGAUCUGAGUGGGUGUUUGUGUAGGAGGGAGCCCUUCCUAAAAUGGACAGGGUGACUCUCCCUGAGUGGCUCCUGGGCCUGGGGUAGUUUAAGAAGUGAUGUUUUUUCUUUAUGCUCCCUCUUUUUCCUACCUUCUGCUAACCCAACUCGAGAUCCCUUUCCUUGCUGAGAGGGUUGGGGGCAGGAGAGAGUUGGCAGGGCCUGAGGGUUGCCUGGCCAGGUGGAGAGGGGGAGAGAGGGAGGGCACCGUGGGUGUGGGAUGUCUUCUCCUCCACCCAUCGAAACCAGUCACCCCCUCCCUGUGCCACCAGGACAGCCUUUCCCAGUGACCAUUCUAAGGGGAACUCCCGAAUGGAUGUCAGGGGCUGGGGGACACAUGUCCCCCCAGUGGAGGCCCCGAGCUCUAAGGUGUGAGGGUGAGGGCUUUGGAUAGGUUUUCUUCUGCUCCCCUGUUGUAUAGAUCUAGGUUGCUUGGCUGUCUGCCCCCUUCUAGGCAGCCCCCUAGAGGAGAAAUGUAGGAAUUUUUUUUUUUCUUUAACUGCUGUGAACCCACUGUGGAGGGGAGGAGGAGGAGGAAGAAACAGCCUGUGUUUUUUAUGCCAUAAUAAAGUCAUCAACCACA
Messenger RNA from Equus quagga, 3706 nucleotides. RefSeq names its product Sp6 transcription factor (gene SP6). Gene Ontology annotation, biological process: regulation of transcription by RNA polymerase II. NCBI's taxonomy places the organism in Eukaryota, Metazoa, Chordata, Mammalia, Perissodactyla, Equidae. Bases 188 to 1318 code for a protein of 376 amino acids. The record is from RefSeq and is a predicted model, not a curated record. The transcript has 2 exons. Gene Ontology annotation, molecular function: DNA-binding transcription factor activity, RNA polymerase II-specific; RNA polymerase II cis-regulatory region sequence-specific DNA binding.